AUUAUAAACAACUAUGCUUGUAUUCAUCAGUUUUAACAAGGAAAUAAGUCAGCAUUUAGUGUGAAUUGCUCAUAUAUCUUGCAACAUUUUCUGUAAAAAUUAAGACAAAGGGGGUUAAAGUUUCAAAACAUGCCAGACGCUCAACAAUCCAUUCAUGAAUUGUACGUAACUCAACGGUAGAUGGCGCUCGUGUUCCUAUUAGGUUCAUCACACAAAACAGUAGAAGAAGACUGAGCGCGGGUGACGUUGAUUACGUAGCAACCGCGGUGAAUGCAAAAACCAACACAUUCACAACAUCGACGUCUCUUGCCGGAUAAAAGUGAAAUUAAAGCGCUUGACCUGGAAUACAGGGUGGACAAGAGCUGAAAGAGAGUAACAUGCAGCGAGCGUCUCGUCUGAAGCGGGAGCUGCAGAUGCUGAGCAGCGAGCCUCCUCCAGGGAUCACCUGCUGGCAGACCGAGGACCGCAUCAACGACCUCCGUGCCCAGAUAGUUGGUGGCACAGAUACUCCUUAUGAAGGAGGACUCUUUUCCCUGGAGGUCCUAAUUCCAGAGAGGUACCCAUUUGAACCGCCAAAAAUACGUUUUUUGACCCCCAUCUACCACCCGAACAUCGACAACUCUGGGCGUAUCUGCCAUGAUGCUCUCAAACUUCCACCAAAGGGUGCCUGGAAACCAUCUCUGAACAUCUCCACAGUCCUCACCUCCAUUCAGCUGCUCAUGGCUGAACCCAAUCCAGAUGACCCCCUUAUGGCUGAUAUAUCCUCAGAGUUUAAAUACAACAAAAGCCUGUUCAUGGAGAAAGCCAAGAAGUGGACACAAGAGCACGCAGUUCAGAAAAACAUUGGAGCUGUGAAGGACAACAAAGAAAAUGCACUGGAUCAGAAAGCAUCAUCCCGAAAAAGAGAACCACUCAAUGCCCAGCAGGACACAGAAGAACCAGCAAAAAGAACCUGCAUGUAGUUUCCAUCUACUUGUGUAUCUAAUCUUGCAAAAAACAAUGCCUCACACAGCUGUUAGCUUUUAAACAAACAAACAAUUUUUAUUGAAUUCUUUUAAUUUUGAGCUUAGCUU
Messenger RNA from Cololabis saira (Pacific saury), 1073 nucleotides. It is a transcript of the gene ube2t, whose product is annotated as ubiquitin-conjugating enzyme E2T (putative). The record is from RefSeq and is a predicted model, not a curated record. The transcript has 7 exons. Bases 378 to 962 code for a protein of 194 amino acids. NCBI's taxonomy places the organism in Eukaryota, Metazoa, Chordata, Actinopteri, Beloniformes, Belonidae.